Molecule: messenger RNA, 984 nt
Organism: Balaenoptera acutorostrata (minke whale)
Lineage: Eukaryota; Metazoa; Chordata; Mammalia; Artiodactyla; Balaenopteridae
Gene: ALX1
Product: ALX homeobox 1
Exons: 4
Coding region: 1-984 (327 amino acids)
Biological process (GO): negative regulation of DNA-templated transcription; positive regulation of transcription by RNA polymerase II; embryonic skeletal system morphogenesis
Molecular function (GO): DNA-binding transcription activator activity, RNA polymerase II-specific; RNA polymerase II transcription regulatory region sequence-specific DNA binding
Source: RefSeq, a predicted model, not a curated record
AUGGAGUUUCUGAGCGAGAAGUUUGCCCUCAAGAGCCCACCGAGUAAAAACAGUAACUUUUACAUGGGCGCAGGAGGCGCGUUGGAGCACGUUAUGGAGACGCUGGACAAUGAGUCCUUUUACAGCAAAGCGUCGGCGGGCAAAUGCGUGCAGGCCUUCGGGCCCCUGCCCCGCGCCGAGCAUCACGUGCGCCUGGAGAGGACCUCGCCCUGUCAGGACGGCAGCGUGAACUAUGGGAUCACUAAAGUAGAAGGACAGCAGCCUCUUCACACCGAACUAAAUAGAGCUAUGGACAACUGUAACAGUCUCCGGAUGUCUCCCGUGAAAGGGAUGCCAGAGAAGGGAGAACUGGAUGAACUUGGGGAUAAAUGUGACAGCAACGUAUCCAGCAGUAAGAAACGGAGACACCGAACCACCUUUACCAGCUUGCAGCUGGAGGAGCUGGAAAAGGUCUUUCAGAAAACCCAUUACCCGGAUGUAUACGUCAGAGAACAGCUUGCUCUGAGGACUGAGCUGACUGAGGCCAGGGUCCAGGUUUGGUUUCAAAAUCGAAGGGCCAAGUGGAGAAAAAGAGAACGUUAUGGCCAAAUCCAGCAAGCUAAAAGCCAUUUUGCUGCCACCUAUGACAUAUCAGUUUUGCCAAGGACUGACAGCUAUCCACAGAUUCAGAACAAUUUGUGGGCAGGAAAUGCGAGUGGUGGUUCUGUGGUCACUUCAUGCAUGUUACCACGUGACACUUCCUCCUGUAUGACACCUUACUCUCACUCGCCUCGGACAGAUUCCAGUUACACAGGGUUUUCAAACCACCAGAACCAGUUCAGCCACGUGCCCCUCAACAAUUUUUUCACUGACUCUCUUCUUACCGGGGCUACCAAUGGACAUGCAUUUGAAACAAAGCCAGAGUUUGAAAGGAGGUCCUCCAGUAUCGCAGUUCUUCGAAUGAAAGCCAAGGAGCACACUGCCAAUAUUUCAUGGGCCAUGUAA